This is a messenger RNA of Sphenostylis stenocarpa, 756 nucleotides long. The record is from the annotation of a GenBank genome assembly. Lineage: Eukaryota; Viridiplantae; Streptophyta; Magnoliopsida; Fabales; Fabaceae.
AUGAAGGUCCUUGGCUUGUUAGUUGCUGCAUUUUUGGUGACAUGCCCAUGCCAUGCCUCAGACUACCGAGUCUUCCCUCUCCAAAUGAAAACUGCCUAUCAUGACCAGUACCCUACCGAGGUAUCAUGCGCAAGUUGGAGACUUGCUGUUGAGGCAAACAACCUCAUCAAAUGGAAAACUGUGCCUGCACCAUGCCAAGAGUACAUGGCAGACUACCUUCUUGGCGACCAAUAUAGAUCAGACUCCAAAACUGUUUGCCGUGAGGCUUACUUUUUUGCUAAAACUCUUAAUGUCACUCACAGAGACAUAUUUGUGUUUGACGUAGAUGACACUACACUCUCUAAUCUUCAAUAUUUUGCCAACCAUGGUUUUGGGGUGGAAGAACAUAAUGCUACGGCUUUUAAGAUCUGGGUUUCCUAUGGUGAGGCAUUUGCACUUCCUGAGACUCUUAAACUGUACAACAAACUGCUGUCUCUGGGGAUCAAGAUCGUGUUCUUGACAGAAAGACCACUAGAGCUGAAGGAUGUAACUAUUUCCAACUUAAAGGAUGUUGGAUUCCACACAUGGGAAAAAAUAAAGGAUCCAUCCAUAUACUCUGGUAAGUUAUCAAAUGCUUUCAAAUCUUCUGAGAGAAAGAAGCUGGCAGAAGAGGGAUACAGAAUCGUUGGAAACAUCGGAGAUCAAUGGAGUGAUCUUGUGGGAGAGCAACGAGGGCUUAGGACCUUUAAGCUGCCAAAUCCCUUGUACUAUGAUUGA